Messenger RNA from Penicillium atrosanguineum, 1137 nucleotides. Its product is annotated as GTP cyclohydrolase II. Lineage: Eukaryota; Fungi; Ascomycota; Eurotiomycetes; Eurotiales; Aspergillaceae. Gene Ontology annotation, biological process: riboflavin biosynthetic process. The transcript has 2 exons. Gene Ontology annotation, molecular function: GTP cyclohydrolase II activity. Bases 1 to 1137 code for a protein of 378 amino acids. The record is from RefSeq and is a predicted model, not a curated record.
AUGGCGAACCUCCCCGCGCACGCCUCUCCGAAACUCGCCCCGCACUCUAUCGUACCUACCCAGACGGACCCUGAAUUCAGCAAUGUGAGCCAGGAAGACGGGAUUGUAACGGGCGAACAAACUCCUGCGCUACCGGAUUCGUUCCUAUCACCUGCAUUCACUCCACCCGUAACUCCCGGCGGUUCAUUGGACAUUGCCACCAAUCCGACAAAAUUCCUCCAUAAGAGUCAAUCCGCCGCAAUCCAGCAUGGAGAUGAACACACGAAAGCGCCGAAGCUACUGGAGGAGCUCCCGCGGGUAGAAUGCGUUGUGCGGGCACGAAUUCCGACCUCUAACGGCGCCGAGAUGUUCCUGCAUCUCUACCACAAUGACCUGGAUAAUAAAGAGCACUUGGCUAUUGUAUUUGGAAAUAACAUCCGCAGUCGCAGUCUCGAUCGCGUUCACCCGGGAGAGACCGAGAUGGAUCGCAUGAUCCGAGGCGCAUAUGUGGGGAAGUUGCACCCGGGUCGAGUCAGCAGCUGGGAUGAUGACGACAAGGCUGGAUCAAAUUCAUCGCCGCGCCGUAUGGAGCCCCCACUGGUGCGCAUUCAUUCUGAGUGUUAUACGGGAGAGACAGUGUGGUCGGCCCGAUGCGAUUGUGGUGAGCAGCUAGAUGAAGCCGCACGAUUGAUGUCCUUCCCUGUUCAAGAUCUUUCGUCUGAAGCACCACCGGAACUGCAGUCUCUGCGAUCACAGUCUGCAGGUGGUGUUAUUAUCUAUCUACGACAGGAGGGUCGAGGCAUUGGCCUUGGAGAGAAGUUGAAGGCGUAUAAUUUGCAGGACCUCGGGUCUGAUACAGUUGAGGCCAAUCUUUUGCUGCGGCAUCCGGCAGAUGCGCGAAGCUAUGGUUUGGCCACGGCCAUGUUGAUGGAUCUUGAUUGUGGAGCGGAUACCAACCCGGACGGAAUUCGCUUGCUCACAAAUAACCCUGAUAAGGUGCGAGCUAUUGAAGGGCCCAACCGAGAAGUGAUGGUGAAGGAGAGAGUACCUAUGAUCCCCCUGGCCUGGCGAACUGGUGGUGAACGGGGUAUCAAGAGUUCCGAGAUUGAGGGCUACUUACAGACCAAGAUCUCGAAAAUGGGCCAUAUGAUUCAAUAA